Messenger RNA from Paramecium sonneborni, 1069 nucleotides. The record is from the annotation of a GenBank genome assembly. NCBI's taxonomy places the organism in Eukaryota, Ciliophora, Oligohymenophorea, Peniculida, Parameciidae.
GAAAAAUUCAUAAUACAAAUGAGCUCAGAUUUUAAAUAAGAUGGAACUCCAUUUACUAAAUUGUUUUAAAGAUUAGAAAAAAUUCAUCAAUCUCCAGUUUUUAACGCCGAUUGUGUCUAAAACUAAGAUGACAUGUAUCUAAAAGACUAAUCCCCUGAAUAAGUAUGUAAGAAAUUAGAAUUCACUCCAUGUUUGAAGUCUCCUAAUUAGUAUUGACAUUUCAUUAAAAAAUUUUAGAUUUCAACCUUUUUCUCCAUUAAAUCAUUAGACAACUAAAAAGGCAAAUAUUUUCAUUAUAUCUCCUGCCAGAUAAAUUAACUUUGAUCAUACAAAGACAGAAUAACGACUUGUUAAUAUAAGUUCUCCUCUCAGUUCUAUGAAAAUACCAGAUGAUCUAUAAUGUGAAGAGGAAGAGAUCUUAUCAGAAGAUUAAGAUAAUCAUUCUCAAUUUAAAAGUCCUCCUAAAUCACCUCAUAGAAAAUUAGAAAGAGCAACAAAAUUGAAAUUCAUAAAUUUUGUUACCUUGAAAAAACCUCUUAAAUUUACAAGUGAUUAAAUAAGCAAUAGAAGACGUACAAGUUCUAAAAGAAGAAAACCUUAAACAGAGUAAAAACCAAAAAUUAUAGUAUGUAAUUGUAAGAAAUCUAAAUGUCUCAAAUUAUAUUGUGAUUGUUUUGCUGCAGGUGUAACAUGUGGUAAAGAUUGUAAUUGUUGUUCAUGUCACAAUAAUGAUGAUCAUACAAAAGAAAGAGAAACUGUUAUUAAAUAAAUUAUGGAAAGAAAUCCAUCAGCUUUCCGUCCUAAAGUUGAAUCCAAAGUAAUUAUAUUUUUUAAUUAAUAGAGCAAUUCAGAAGAUGAAUAAGAUCAUAAACCAAGACAUUUUAAAGGAUGUAAUUGUAAGAAAUCUAAUUGCUUAAAAAAAUAUUGUGAAUGUUAUCAAAUGGGUGUUAAAUGUUCUGAAUUAUGUAAAUGUGAUGAAUGUAAAAAUUGUGAAAUGCCUGUUAAAAAAGAUUCAAGAAAAAGAAUCAAACAUGUUCAUCAAAAUUUUAAAAAUACUGAAAUCUAUUGA